Gongylonema pulchrum is the source of this 762-nucleotide messenger RNA. Lineage: Eukaryota; Metazoa; Nematoda; Chromadorea; Rhabditida; Gongylonematidae. The record is from the annotation of a GenBank genome assembly.
AUGCGAUGUGAAACAAAACUGGCAGCAGUGCUGCGUCGGCUAGUUGCAGAAGAGCUAAAAAUAGGCGAACGCCGUCGCAUAUUAUUCUGCGAGCGACCGGUUGGAAGUAUUUUGGGAAGAUCGCAGCCGUGUCCGUUCACAGCGGAGGAGAUAUUUCCACUUCGCUUUCGGAAAUUUCGAAAAUCAAUACGAACACACAUUUUGCUGGUUUAUGAAUGGUUGAGGAGUUGGCCAGCUUAUGAUUCAUUCAAUAAACUCGAUCAGAUUACAUUUUUGAGAAAAUGCGUAUUAUAUCACACAAUCUUGGAUCCCUCUUAUAUCACAUUGCAAAUCGGCUAUCCGAAACGAUUUGUGAUGCAGAACGGUGGUUAUGUGGCGGUGGAUGAAAGCUGUAAGGAUGGAUGGGAGGAUGAGAAAGAGAUCUCAAACGCAACCAAACAAAAAAUUUAUCGACCGCUACUUAGGCAACUGAUGUCCGAAAUAGUGGAGCCAAUGGUUGCGAUGAAGAUAUCACUUGAGGAAUUCGUGGCGCUAAAGGCAUUUGUGUCCUGGAAAGGAACGAUGUGUGAGAUCAGCGAUGGGAAUAAACCUGCGAUGCGCCGGAUGCUCGAUGCACUCUGCGUCUCACUGCAUCAGUAUUAUGAGCAGACAAAUCAAGAGCAAUUAUCGGAACGUUUUGGCAAUAUUAUUCUAUUACUUUCUUCCGUUUUUGUAAGUUUUACUCGGCGCUGCUUAGUUACCUUUAGUGAGCUUGAUUCGUGA